UUAACCUUGUAGGGAGAAAUAUCACUGUCAUAUUUACACUGUGAUAGUUCCUGGUUUAGAUUGCCACUAGGCUAUUUCUGGCAGCUUUCUCAGUGUAGUAUAACUUAGCAAACUUUCCUAAUCAUUACUCUUCUCGUCUGUUGAUGAAAUAUCACAUCCUUGUUUUAAUUCGUCGUACUACUUUCAAAGCAUCUGACUAAUUUACCGCUUGGUUUUUAUUUUGAUAUGUUGGACGACUCAUGUGAAUCAUCUGAUGGAUUGGACAAUAUCUUUUCAGAUGAUUUAUGUAAAAUCUCUACCCUCGAAGAGGCAGGAGGACUACCCACGUUGUGUGGUAUUUGUGAGAAGCCAUUUUCUAACCCGGUUAUUCUGAGUUGUUUGCACAUAUAUGACCGUGAUUGUGUGCGGAAUUUUGAGAAAAAUGAUAGCAUGGUACCGUACACUAAGUGCCCACGAUGUGACACGUUAUCUGGGAGUGUCAAAACACUGGAAGCUUAUGAUCUGUCAGUUGCUCAAAUACGCUCUGAAGGUGAUGGUUCUCAGAAAGUAAAUGGUGCCUCCGUUAAAUGUUCGGUGUGUACUGAUGGGAACGAUGCUCUUUACCGAUGUUUGCAUUGUGCAGGGACACUAUGUGAAAGGUGUCGCGAUAUUCACAAGGUUAUGAAAGUUUUUUCAAAUCAUGAAAUACUUGAUUUAACUGAGGAAGAAAAGGGAAAUGCAGAGAUUUUGCAGCGGAAUAUGUUGAACACUAAACCAGUCAUGUGCACAAUUCAUCCGGAAUCUACCUUCACAUCAUUCUGUUUGCAGUGUCAUAUUCCUCUUUGUGAGACCUGUUUUGAGUGCGAACACAAAGGACAUAUAACAAUCCUUCUGGAGUUGGUACCCACCCAUAUUGACUCCCUACUGUCAGAUAUGGUCGAUUGUUGUCGACUUAGGCAAAAAGACUUCCGCGAAUCCAUUGAGACGAUGCAUGGUUUACUUUCAGAAUUAAGUACAUCCAGAGAUGCGAAUAAAACAUUGAUAAUCAAAACGUGUAAACAGUGGAUAACAGCCAUCGAAAGAAUCAAGGAUCAGUUUAUCCAUAGGAACCGAGAAAUCCAUGACGAUUUAGAGAUGAAAAUAUGGUCUCGAAUUAACACCAUGAGCAAGACUGUGGAUCAUGUGGAUUUCGCAUGCGACUUUGUGAAAGUUUACCUUAAAAAAUGUUCCAAUAUUGAAAUAUGCAAACUUUUUAAGAAUGUGCUUACUUGUUUUGACAAGUUAUCAAAACAGCAAGUCAUCAACGAUCUCCCAGCCAAAGUUAUUUUCUCACCAGGAAUAUCAAAUGUUUACGACGCCAUCCAUCAGCAAUUCGGCACCUUCAGUUGUGGCAAUGGAUUAGACCAAGAUUUACAACAUGUUUCUGAUUCUGGCUUGGAAGCAUUCCAAACCUCGAAUUCCCGUAUAGCUGUUUUAGGUAGUGUAGGUGAUGUAACCAAUGAUCUUAAACAACUGACUUUGAAAGUUGAUGGUCAUUUGGACUCGGAUUCUCUUACAAACUUAGAUCAUUCGGUUACGAUGCAUUUACCGCCAAUUAGUCCAGUACAUCACGACCUCACGCGUGAAAAUAUCAAUCCAUCUGGAAUUAACAACGGACAUCUAAAUAACUACAUAUCGAGAUCUAGUAAUCCAGGUGCUCCAGUUCGUCAGACUAGUAAUUGGUGUGAUUUGAGUGUUACUUUGCCCAGUCUGGAACCGUCCGAGUUUUUGUGUAACGUAACACAAGUCGACCCAGUUUUCAGCAAUCCUUUUAUUACUGAAGACAACUUGAGGGCCCCAGGAAGUAAUGUGCCAUCGUUAGAUGUGGAUUCGGGUCUUAUUUUAAAACAAAAGCUUCCUGUCAACUAUAAUGCAACCCUAUACGAAUACAGUCGGAUGAGAGCGGCUCGCUGUUCACAAAUGAAUCUCUUAACAAAGUGGGGUUCUCUAGGUUGCGAGUUGGGACGCCUAAAUUCCCCUCACGGUUUUUGUCUGGGUUUCGAAGAAGAAAUAGUUGUUGCUGACACAUAUAACCAUCGAAUUCAGGCAAGUCUUUCCUUAACUUGUUAACGUUUCAUAGAUAUUCACGAAGCGUGGGGACUUUGUUUCAUUCUUUGGAGUCUCUGGGAGGGUGGAUGGCUUGAUGUGGUAUCCACGCAAAGUGGCAAUUAUCAGACAGAGUCAACGAUACGUGGUGUGUGAUCGUGGAAAUGAGCGGUCUCGUAUGCAGCUGUUUAGCCGGAGUGGCCAUUUUGUACGUCGUAUACCAAUCCGCUAUAUCGAUAUCGUUGCAGGGCUUGCAAUCAAUCAACAUGGACACAUUGUUGCUAUCGAUAGUGUAUCACCAUCAGUUUUUGUUGUGUCAGAGGAAGGAGAUCUUAUUCGUUGGUUUGAUUGCAGCAACCACAUGAGAGAACCGUCAGAUGUUGCGAUACAUGGUCGGGAGUAUUAUAUCUGCGAUUUCAAGGCACAUUGUGUUAUUGUUUUUCAAGAGGAUGGGUCAUUCAUACGUCGUAUAGGAGGCGAAUCAAUUACUGACUUUCCAAAUGGUAUAGAUGUUAGCGACCAUGGAGAUGUACUAGUUGGAGACUCACAUGGGAAUCGUUUCCAUAUUGCUGUAUUUAGUCGAUCAGGUGAGCUGCUGAGCGAAUUCGUCUGCAAUCAAACAAAAGUCAGUCGCUCUUGCUGUUUGAAAAUAACAACGGAGGGUUAUGUUGUUACACUUGCACGCAGCUCUAAUAAUGUUCUGGUCCUCAAUACUUUAUAUGUAUGUUAAUUAUGAUUCACAGCCGGUUAAUAUUCACAACACAGCCAGCAUACUUCCCAAGAUAUCGUUCUUCCACCCAUUCAUAGCAGUACAGCGUUUUACUCAACAUCAUGAUGUUUGGUUACUGUAAGUAUUCAUAAUUGUACUUUUUGGAAGGUUUCUAGUUUUCAUGCUUCAAGAGUCAUUUUCCCCCGUGAAUAUUUCGGGGUGCUCGUGAUAAUUUUUUUCGAUUUACAAUAUGUUUUUUCUGUUUAUUCAUGUUCAUUUUUUCUUAUCAGUUUUGUGAACUCUAAUUUCAACAGAGUUCGGCCUUUUCCCAUAUUUAUAUUGAUUGUUAUUAUUAUAUUAUUAUUGCUAUUAUUUAUUAUUAUUAUUUAUUAUUAUUAUUAUUACCAUUAUUAUUAAUAUUUCAUUUCUUGGCUCCGUUUACGGUUUCAAAAACCAUCGAAAAACUUCAUUUUACUGAAUUUUUUUUCGGUCUUAGAAACAUUAGAUAGCAUUUUAUCUGAAUUGUUUUCAUGGUAUUUUUGCAAUAUUUUUGAGAUUAUGGACUAUUGUUUUUUUCUUAUUGCAUCAUUUAUUUAGUCUCUUGUUUACCUAGUUUAGUGCACUAAGUCCGAUUUGUUUUCGGCGGUGCAUACUAAUGCUCGUAUGCAGAAUGAUGGAUUUUUUUUCAAGUGAUUACACACGUGCCUUUCAUAAAUUUCUUAACAUGACAAUUAGCUGUUUUCACGACCACUUUUACUUUAAUGUUGUGGUCUUGGAUUGCUCAUACUUCAGGCUCAGGCCGUUUUCAUAGUUUUCAACAUUCUUUUAUUAGUCAUGCAUUUGUUCCGUUGUUUUUGGCUCCUUAAAGGAUGUCUUUAUAAGUGAUUACUUUCCUUAUCCAUUCCGUUUUUCUGCGUUAAUCGCCAAUUAUUUCUUUGAUCCUAUUGACAACAGAAUUAUGUACCAAAAUCUCAGAGUUUAAUCUUUUUUAAUCGUCAGUGUCUAUCACUUUUGCAUUAUGAGGUGUUUCAUUUUUGUCUUUCUUUAAAGCUCCAGAAUAAUGAGUCCUGUUUUAGCAAUAAUUCCAUUUUGAUGUUUUGAAACGUACAAUUACUGUCACUUUUUCUCUAGAGGGUUCUGUAACAGUCUAUUUUAUGGCCUGUAAUGUGACUUGUAUUUCUCACCUGUCGGAUUAUUACAUGUUUUCUUUAUU
Schistosoma turkestanicum is the source of this 3986-nucleotide messenger RNA. NCBI's taxonomy places the organism in Eukaryota, Metazoa, Platyhelminthes, Trematoda, Strigeidida, Schistosomatidae. The record is from the annotation of a GenBank genome assembly.